Molecule: messenger RNA, 3289 nt
Organism: Branchiostoma belcheri (Belcher's lancelet)
Lineage: Eukaryota; Metazoa; Chordata; Leptocardii; Amphioxiformes; Branchiostomatidae
Product: neuronal calcium sensor 1-like
Exons: 10
Coding region: 198-863 (221 amino acids)
Molecular function (GO): calcium ion binding
Source: RefSeq, a predicted model, not a curated record
GACUUGUUCUGAUUUGGAAGUCACGUGACGUGGGAUGUUCCCAUCAUGGCGCCCGAGAGAGCGAGCUCCGAGCACUUCUCCUCCUAAAUAUUAUGUUUCCAAGAUUCCUGCUGCGUUUUUCUUCAAGAUCGGAGCGGUAGGCAAGGGCUGGGACUUGUAGGAUUUCUGUAGGACUCUUCAAAUAGGGAAUAUCCGCCAUGGGGAAGAGCGGCAGCAAGCUGACGGCCGGGGAAAUGAAGGAACUUCAGGAGUGCACCUACUUUGACAAGAAGGAGUUACAACAAUGGCAUCGUGACUUCAUGAAAGACUGUCCGAGCGGCGCGCUACGGAAAGAGGAAUUCACAACAAUCUACAAGCAAUUUUUCCCUCACGGAGAUCCCACAAAGUUUGCUGAUUUUGUCUUCAAUGUGUUUGAUACAAACAAGGAGUUCACCGCGAUCUACCAACAGUUUUUCCCCCAUGGGGAUGCCUCCAAGUUUGCCAAUUUUGUCUUCAAUGUAUUCGAUAUCAAUAAGGACGGUUACAUCACAUUUAAAGAAUUCAUCUGUGCACUCUCCAUCACGUCAAGAGGGACGUUAGACGAGAAGCUGGACUGGGCUUUCAACUUGUAUGAUCUAGACAACGAUGGCUACAUCACAAAACAGGAGAUGCUGAAUAUCGUGGAAGCCAUCUAUGCCAUGGUGGAAAAGGGCACGAUGCUGGAGUUGCCCCCAGAUGAGGACACGCCAGAGAAGAGAGUUAAUAAGAUCUUCGCACAGAUGGAUAAGAACAAGGACGGCAAGCUCACCAAGGAGGAGUUCAGGGAGGGAUCCAAGUGCGAUCCCUGGAUCGUCCAGGCCUUGUCGCUGGAGAUCCCGCAGUGAUCCCACGUUGUGCAACCAUAUCUUUAACCUGUACAGAUCCUGUAAUACGAGAGAUGAUGUUCAUUUCUUUUUUUAUCUAAAGAAAUAGUACCCAGCUUUACGUGUAUAUUGUAUUACAGAGAAUUAUAUAAACCGCCUUUCAGUAGAGGUUUUAGCAAGAGGUUGGGAAAUUGACCAAUCGGAGGGCUCUAGGUUUAUCACUUUCCCAUCAUGCAGUGGUACAGUGACCAAUCAGCAAGCUGCAGGGUCUGUCACCUUCCCAUCAUGCAGUGGGAUGGUGACCAAUCAGAGCCUGUCACUUUCCCAUCACAAAAUGGUUGCUGACCAAUGAGAAAGAGUCUAUCAGUUUUCCAUCAUACAAUGAGAUGGCGACCAAUGAGAAAGAGUCUUUCAGCUUCCCUUCUUGUGGUACAGUGACCAAUCAGAAGGCUUCAGGGUCUGAUGUGAACUUUGACCUGUAAACUUUUAGAACCUUUGCUUUCCAGAGAGAAAGGACAGAUAGUUAAGCCCAAAGGAGUCUUUUAUGCUUCAUCAUUAUUAUUAAUUCAUAUCGUAACCAGUCAGAAAGCUCAAUUAUUGUAAUGACAAACCAUCUGCGAAUUCUUGAACGUUGUUUGUUUCAGAAUAAGGACGGAAAGUUGAGCCGUUCGGAGUUUAUCUCUGGGUCGAAGAAGGACGCCUGGAUUGUCCAGGCUCUGGCUAUAGAAAUGGAGCAAUGAUGUCUGUGUGUUCAAGUUUCCAUUGUGAGAGCGUUACACAUGGUAUACUGGGAUUCCCCUUUCAAGUCCUCGCUGUCAUUCACAAACAUGGCUGGUGCUGGAAAACCCCUUACAGACCCUUUGCCUCAGCAAAAUUUACAACUUACAGUUAUCACCUAUUGAAAUUUUUACAAGAAAAAUCAGGCAAUGAAAUUUAUACCAAAGUAUAAUACUGCCUCCUCACAACUAAAUGCAAUUGCCCAGUUUCAUUUCAACAACAUUCUUAAAUAUCAUAACAUAAAUGUUUAUCUGCUGAUGACCCCCAUAAAAGCUUUAAUCCAAACACAUUUCCAGCUAUGUUUUACAAUGAUGACAUGCAGGAACUGCCAGAGUGGACCCUUCCAACCACUGACACGUGUGGCUGGCAUCACUAACUCGUUUGGCUGUGGUCAGCUCACCGCACUACCAACAACACAGUUGUGCAUGUAAGGCUAGCUAGCCUGGUUGCUUAGGUUUUCAUUUGAUCUGAUUGAAUUACAGAUAGGUUUGACUACCAGUAAGGCCCAAUUUAUUAUCUCCAUGGUUCUCAGUAGCCUACGUACCAUCAGAUUAUUGUGGAUUUUGCUCUGCUAUGCUCGAAAAAAUUAUGAAUUUUUUAACGUAGAGGAGCAAAAUCCAGAUGGUACCCAGGCUAGGUUCUCAGACAUUUAAACUAAAAAUCUAGCAAGAGAAGAGCUAGCAUGAAAGCCUAGAAGUGGACAAAGAUGUUGAAUCUCAGGUUCCAAACUUUGCCCCUAGAAUCUGUUUUUACGUUGCCAUCUUUUACAUCUACAUUGUCAUGUCAAGUACAAGUACCAAAAGGUUAAAUUGGUUUAAGCAUAGAGUAUUUUCUAAUUCCAUGGUUUAAGCCUUAUAGCCUUAUUAGGGUAACAGCCAGGCUAGCUAGUAGGGUGCCCCACCCACCACAUGCAUGUCAAGACAUGACUUAAGUGUUAAACACCCCAACCCCACUAGAGCUGGGAGCCUCUGUGCCGGCUUUAACCCAGCUGUGCUUCUGUCACCACUUGCUGGGCAUGGCUCCAGUCUCCCAAACUCGUGCAAAAGGUUGCUGCUGUAGGGGCAGAUACUUUUUAUGAAGCAGAACUUAAAGGAAAAUGAACUCUCGGUUCGGUGCAAUUCAAUUUCUUUUCAGCGCAAGCCCUCCUACUCUCUCUCCCACCCCAAACAACCCUUCGUUGUGGCCCUCCCACUACCCCCCUUCUUCUACCAUGGCAAAAGUGGCCUUAUUUGGUGUUGUACGUUGCGCGUAAAGAAUUUGUGACGUCAUAUUCGCUAUAUGUGUAGACCGUAGUUGCAGCCACGUUUCUACAUGUCUUUUCCAUGUAACCUUCCAAAAAAAGCAACUGUACAAUAUGUCAUUUUGGCAGCCUUUUCCAUCGAUUGGGGAUGCAAAUACAUUGUCAUGGCAAAAAAAAACAAUUCCGGUUACUCUCUGAUGAUGGAUUCUUACACCACAGACAGACAUGGCUUCAAAAAAUGUCUUUUUUUUCUUCUUCAUCUUUUGACAAAUGUGAACGAACGACUGUGAUGCUUUUUGCAGGUUCGAAUCACAGGGCAAAUUGGCUGGGAAGGCUUGUAAUUGUGCAACGAUGCGGUAGAAUCGAUGUAUUUACUGUGAAUACCUGACAUUGUAACAAAAAGAGAGAGAAAGAGUCCAUGAUCGUAGGG